Molecule: messenger RNA, 4373 nt
Organism: Rhipicephalus sanguineus (brown dog tick)
Lineage: Eukaryota; Metazoa; Arthropoda; Arachnida; Ixodida; Ixodidae
Product: DNA (cytosine-5)-methyltransferase 1
Exons: 33
Coding region: 128-4315 (1395 amino acids)
Cellular component (GO): nucleus
Molecular function (GO): DNA (cytosine-5-)-methyltransferase activity; chromatin binding
Source: RefSeq, a predicted model, not a curated record
CAGCCAGGUGCAGCCACCUUCCUGUGCAACCGGCGAAGCAGACGCUUAGCCUACAGUUCACUGUGCUUACUUAGGCCCACGGUAGCCACGCCAAUGACACUACUACCCGAACAGCUGUAAUCCGGACAUGUCAGCACCUCACUUUACCAUGGACAAAGCGCCCUAUGUUCUUCUGCAGCGAAUCAACGCUGAUUUACAGCGGGCGUUCGAACAUGGGAUUCAGCGGAUCCCGCUUGCCAAAAGGAGGCCGAUAGUUGUUGUGGAGAAGCUACCCAUCGCCGUUACAGAUGGGCAGGAUCCGAAGAAUGUCAACAGACCACGGCAAGCAAGGAAAAGCUCCAAAAGACCGCUAUCACCAGCUCCAUCAAGGCGGACCGGUUCUGACACACCAAGCAAACGUGUCCAUUUUGACGACGAAGGCUCUCGGAAAUACCCACACAUGAGAUUGUGGACUGGGCCUAAGAGCAGUGGGAGACAGCAAGUGGAAUGCUCCAAGGAAAAUGGCACUAGCCAGUACUAUUCUCGCAAGUCUUUAUGGGAAGACAGAGCUCCUCGACCUUCAAUCCAGUCUGCAGUCUCAUCUGUCCAAUGCGCCAACCUGUCUGUGCUUCUCGGUGUGCGGAGCAGAGGAAUUCCAAUAGUUGAACUCGAGCGGCUCCAAGAUGUGCCCGUGUACGACCAUGAUGAUGUGUCUUCUCCAGCCACUGUGGCCACCAGUGACAAGCUCCCUGACAGUGAGGAACUGAGUAGCGAGGACACUGAAUCCGAGAGUGGUAUUCUCAAGUUCCCAAAGGGAAGCCGCAGAAGGAACACCAGCCAAAGCCCCCGCAAGGUGGCUCCCGUCAAGUACCAAGAGACAGAGUCCUCGGACGACAACUGCCUGACGCGCUGCAAGUACUGUGGUCAGCUCCUGGAGAAGGUAUCAGUGGCAGCAUUACCGAGAAGUUCAGUCACAGAGGAGCAGUUGCUGCGAAGACCGGAGUUCCUAACAGAAACUGGGGAGAAGCCAUCGUGUAAGGUGUUCAAUGCUCAGGUUUAUGAUCAACGUGAGCACCUUGUUGCCCUUGACGGACCCAAGAGGCUCGACAACGUGCAUCUUUUCUUGUCAGCGCAGAUUUCGCCAGUGUGGGCGGAAGAAAGUGAGAGCAUUGAAUGCAGAGGUAUUGGGCCAAUAAGAUCAUGGUGGCUAGCAGGGUAUGGUCGUGGCGAGAAGCCUGUGAUCGGCAUGAGCACAGAUUUGGCUGACUACUACAUCUCCAACGAGCACGAGGCCUAUGCUGAUUUUGUAAAGCCACUGUGUCGCAAGAUGUAUCUAACAAAGUUGGUUGUAGAUGCUGUCAGUGGCGACCGCGACUGUAGCUACGAAAACCUUGUAAAAAUUAUACAGGAUGCUGUGGUACCAGAGCUGGGGGACGACAUAUCCUUCUCUGAAGAGGAGCUGCUGAAACACGGUGAAUUUGUCGCAAAGCACGCUUGCAGUUACGAUGAGGCCCGCGACGAAGACUAUGAACCCACUGCGCUUAGGGCUCCCUGCCUUCAGCGGCUUGUCGACCUGUGCCGCAUCAAGAGACUCAAUGUCAGUAAAGACACCCCGCUAAGGCAAUUCUCUCAGCCCACUGACACCUUGGCCACUUGCACACCGCUGGUACGAGAUGUCUUCCGUGAGGCAUUUGCGUCCCAGAUGUCUGAAGUCAAAGAAAGUAGUGUUGGCGAGACCAGAAGGCAAGGUCAGCUCAUGUGCCCUUCAUGUAGGGGCUGGAUGCAUAAGGGAGUCUCUGUUUGUAAGAAGACAUCAGCUUGGUGUGGCAAUCCUGAAGGUACAGGAAUGACUCGGGUCUACUCUGCCGUCAUGAUUGGGGAGGAAAAGAUUACUCCUGGCAGCUUUGUCACCGCCUCUCGUCAUGACCAUUGCUGUCCCAGGGUUGGUUGCAUCAUGCAUCUUUUUGAAAAUCGGGCUAGAAAGAAGAUGGCACACAUACAGUGGUUCAUGUGCUCCUGUGAAACAAUUCUUGGUCAAAUUGGUGAUCCAUCAGAAAUCUACUUUGUGUGCGAUUGUGAAGACAUCCCUGUGAGCAACAUUAUUUCGUCGUGCCAUGUCAAGCGCAAGUUCUUCUACAGGGACUGGUAUGAAGAAGGCGGCAAGCCUGACACAACCAGAGUGCCAGCCUCUUGCCCCGGGGAUGGCUUCUUCUACUCAAAGAUGCAAGUUUUGGUUAUAUUGUGGUUUAGCACUUUUGGGAGUGCAGCCAAAAUGAGCCCAGUUUAUACAUUCGUCACAUCACUGUACCUCCCAACACUGGGCCGCUUUGAAGAUGUGCCAGAGCUGACAAGGUCAGAAGACAAUCCAUGGGAGUACGAGUGCUACAGCUGCCUUAGAAAACGGAGGGAGAAAAAGACCGAAAGCUGUCGCUACGGUGAAGUGCUGUCAGAAGAGAAGAAUGGGAAGUUUCACUAUAGUUCAGUCAAGUGGCAAAAGAACACCUAUUCUGUGGGUGAUUGCAUCUUUUUGAAGCCAGGAACGUUUGAUCAUCGUCCAAGCGAGAAGCAGGCACCUUCAAAAUCCACGGACAUGUCAAAUGGGAAGGCACAUGAGCCAUUUCAAGUCGCAUGCAUCCUGUCCAUUGUGGCCACUAAGACCAGCAAAAACCAAAACACGGCCACCUUCAGAGUUAGGAAGUUCUACAGACCUGAGGACACACAUCUUGACAAGGACGCGUGUCGGAAAGAAGGUUUGAAUGUGUUAUACUACACAAAAGAAGAAGCAGAUGUAUGCUUGCACGACGUCUGCGGCAAGGCGAAGGUUGUCUUCUCAAACCACAGUCGUCGUGACUGCCCAGGAAUUUGGGCUGUUGGUGAUGUCUUCAUGUUUUCGAAGAUGUACGACAGCAAAAGUAAGAAGUUCUUUGAUGUACCACCCCAAGACCAACUUCUUGGACGGGAGAAAAUUAGUGAAAAGAUGUCAAGGCCCAGGCUCAGGACCCUCGAAGCCUUCGCUGGCUGUGGUGGUUUUUCCUGUGGUCUGGAAGCUGUAGGUGCCACCGAAUCUUCCUGGGCUGUGGAGAACAGCGAAGUGGCAUCGAGGGCUUUCCAGCGCAAUUUUCCACAGUCGAUAGUCUUCACCCAGGACUUCAACACUUUUCUCAGCGAUGUACUAAAGGGCAAAAUGACCAAUGCAAGCGGGCAACCACUGCCACAAAGGGGAGAAGUGCAGCUCCUUUGUGGAGGGCCCCCUUGUCAGGGCUUCAGCGAUCUCAACCGUUUCCGGCACACAGAAAAGUCCUUACUCAAGAAUUCACUGGUGUCGUCGUACUUGAGCUGCUGCGACUACUACCGGCCACAGCUGUUCCUCAUGGAAAAUGUGAAGGGUUUCCUCAACGGUCACAAUGGACAGAUGUUGCCACUGACCUUGAAGUGCCUGCUGCGGAUGGGUUACCAGUGCACCUUUGCCUCGCUUCAGGCUGGCAACUAUGGUUUGCCUCAAAGCAGGCUCAGGGUCAUUAUUAUGGCGGCUGCACCAGGCCAAGUAUUGCCCAGGUUUCCCGAACCAAAGUCUUCGUUUAGGUCUCGAGAACGGGCAUCAACCAUUAACAGUCAAGAGUUUCACCCGGGGACAAAAUGGACAAGGCACGCACCACUGCGGGCCAUCACCUUGUAUGAUGCAGUCUCAGACCUGGCUAGCCUGGAGCCGGGAACGCCUGUGACAGGCACUUGCGAGCCUCUCACGCACUACCAGGAAAUGAUGAGAGGCAGCCAGGAGGGCAUCAUUCGAGACCACGAAUUGCUGUCCUUGUCACCAAUCACGCAAGCACGACUGGACCGCAUCCCUUUCUUUCCGGGUGCCAAUUGGAGGGACCUUCCCAAUGAAAGGGUGCGCCUCUCUGACGGCACCUACACCAGCAUCUUGACUUUCAAGACAUACAAGGGCAUCCAGGGUGUGUGCCCGUGUGCAGCAGGAGGCGAGUGCGAGCCGCCACCAGCUGCAUACAAGCGCACAUUAGUUCCUUGGACACUGGUGCAUAGGUCUGGCCAGGGGGCUGCACAAGGCAGUCUGGACAAAGCCUUUGCGCGACUCGACUGGGACGGCUGUGCAGGAACUGUCACCACUCUGCCAAGCCCUGGCAAGUUUGCAACGCUACACCCAUCGCAGAGCAGGCUGCUGACUGUUCGAGAGUACGCUCGUAUUCAGGGCUUCCCAGACAAUUUCGUGUUUGUGGGAUCUGUGAACGACAAGUGCAUGCAGGUUGGAAACGCUGUGCCACCCCCUCUUGCAGCAGCGAUUGGGCAGGAGAUCAUUAGGUCGCUGCCAUUUUUAUGAUUGUAAACUAGAUUUAGUUUGGUCAAAAUGCCAAGCUUUUUGACAUAGUUAGAAGCAG